Megalopta genalis is the source of this 4411-nucleotide messenger RNA. Its product is annotated as WD repeat-containing protein 20. The record is from RefSeq and is a predicted model, not a curated record. Gene Ontology annotation, molecular function: protein binding. NCBI's taxonomy places the organism in Eukaryota, Metazoa, Arthropoda, Insecta, Hymenoptera, Halictidae.
UCUUUUUGAGGCACAAAGCCUCAUCGAUCGGCUAUUGUCAGAUAUUUCCAGGCACAUCGAGUACCGCAACAUUUAAAUCGCCUUGUUAUAGUUGCGUCACGGAAAGUUAAGUAAUUGCCAUUUGGUAAACCGGAAGAAAUCCGUAAAGCGAACACCCAUAUCACAGAGGUCACGUGACCGUUGAUUUCGAUGGAUAAAUUACUGCAACGAACAGAGUAUUUUUAAACUAACGGCAUUUAUUAUUCUCGUUUUGAUCAAUUAGAAUUCGAAAAGACAACGCCACACACGAUAAGAGACUCGAAUGAUUUUCAAAUAUCACUCAAAAAUACGUCGGUGUGCAGGUAUGUAUUCGCUCUUAUCAUACUAUAAAAAAAAUAUCUUCAGCAUUACCGGUUAGUUGAUGGAUGAUCGGUUCAGAGUCUAAAGUUGUCAGUGACAGCUGCGCUGACAAGUGUACUUGAUAACCCGAACGGAAGAGAAACGCAGGAAGUAGAAAAAAGUAGGCAAAAUUAAUUAACCCUUUGCCUCGGUUGUUUACAAAAUAUCCGGUUCCUGACAGGCCUUCGGAGCCAACGAGUUCAGGCGAACAGGCGAUGCUGCGCGCGCAUUAAUAACACGCCGCCGAUAGGGCCGUGUCAUUCUCAAAUUUUCCGACUCGUUAUCUAAGAAGUUUCACGACAAUUUCCAUAAACAAAUCAUUUUUAUAUUAUAAAUUGUACACACUUGUUACAAAAACGAAUGGAUGAUAUACCAAACUGUAAAGACAUUAAAGGAUUUACAAAGAUAUUCUCACCAAUUUCCUGUUUUUUAGAUGUAUAUUGGAAAAUUUUUAUUUUACAUAAAAAUCCGUUGCUUAACAGUUACAAAUGUUAAUAGUGCAUUGCAAAGGCAAUCAAAUACGUAAAACUGCAAUACUAACUUGUAGAUUCAUGUUAUCAUGAUUUUAAUCUAGUAAAGUUUGCAAAAUCUAGAUUCAUAAAGCCAUGUACAUAAGCAUAUCAACACACAAACUUUUGUAUGAAGUAUCAGUGUAAUUUGAGUUUCUUCGGUGAAAUCUACUAUUCUCUGUUCACAUUGUGCGCGGAAUUGAAGAAUGGAAAAUUUGCGAUAAGUCCGGUGGGAAGAAGAUCGCAUUAUACGAGGUUGAGAGUAUGAGCUGCGGGUCGCGAAUGCACAGGCAGUUUCGAUAUAGAACUCGAGGCGCCCUUACCAGUGUUCUCGUAUCGGACCGGUAAGUUGCGACAAUUUGGAGGUUUUUAAAAAACCGGGGACUGCUGAUACGGUGUUUGACAACUUCGUGAGGCAUCCUGGCAAACUGUUGUCGACGGACGUGCAGGAGUGCAGAAGCGAACGAACGAUUUUUUCAUAUCUGAUGAGCUCCUCCGUCGUACCGCUGGUGGUAAGAUGGCUGUGCAGCUGGACGGAGGAGGGAAGGAGGACUUGAAAACACAAUUUGUCACGCGGGAAGGAACAUACAAGCUAAUGACUCUGUCGGAGUAUUCGAGGCCAAACAGGGUCGGCUAUACGAACAGUCAGGGAAGUGCAUCCGUUCGGGUGUCUUUUGUAACUUUACCGGACCCAACGGAUCCGACGGGUACGCAAGGUCUCGGCGACCGAAUGUGUUUCAACUUUGGCAAAGAGCUCUACGUUUACGUGUACCGCGGUGUCAAGAAGGCUGUGGAUUUGAACAAGCCAUUGGAUAAAAAGUUGUAUAAAGGAACUAAUCCAACUUGUCACAAUUUUAACCAAACAACAGCAACUGCAGACAGUGCGCCGUUAUUAGUUGGUUUCUCAACAGGACAAAUUCAGUUGAUCGAUCCAAUAAAAAAGGAGUUGAGUAAAUUAUACAAUGAAGAUAGGUUGAUAGACAAAAGCAAAGUAACAUGUAUAAAAUGGGUUCCUGGCUCCAAUAACCUCUUCUUAGUAUCGCAUAGUUCUGGGCAGCUAUAUUUAUAUAAUGAAGAACUUUUGUGUGGUACAACAGCACCCCACUACCAGUCCUUUAAAUCAGGAGAUGGCUAUGCUAUUUACACCUGCAAGACUAAGUCCACGAGGAACCCCUUAUACAGAUGGGUCAUAGGUGCAGAAGGAUGCUGCAUAAACGAAUUUGCCUUCAGUCCAUGCGGCUCCAAUCUAGCCGUAGUUUCGCAGGACGGGUUCCUACGUGUAUUCCAGUAUAACACCAUGGAAUUAGUGGGCUCGGCUAGAAGUUUUUUCGGCGGAUUUCUGUGCGUAUGUUGGUCACCGGACGGAAGAUACGUCGUUAUGGGAGGCGAAGACGAUCUUGUGACAAUUUGGAGUUUUCACGAGAAAAGAGUGGUAGCGAGAGGUCAAGGACACCAUAGUUGGGUAAGCGUAGUAGCCUUUGAUCCAUACACCACGUCUUACGGUGAUCACGAUCCUGACUUCAGCGGAUCAGACGACGAAACGUUACCACACAAUAAUCAUAAUCACUUCUGCGAAAAGUCUAAUCGUCUGUCCACGACCUCUCAAGGAGUUCAUUCUAACAGAAACUCUUGUGGAUCAGAGUUGAGAGUGUCAGGUGGCACGUGCUACAGGCUUGGUAGUGUGUCACAGGAUACUCAACUGUGUUUAUGGGAUAUUACCGAAGCUGAAUUAAGACAAAAACCAAUGUGCACGAAGCAGAGACCCUCCGUAGUAGGUUCUAGUAUUCUUCCUACGCCGGGAGCAGUCAACAGUGGGAAUGGUUCGACGGCAAAUCAUCAUUUGAACAAUUCUAAACACAAUAAUUUGAAUAAUGUUAAUUACAAAGAGAAUGUGAGUGGUAACAAUGAAAGUAGUAACAAUAGCACAAGUACAAACACUGCAGUGUCAACUGUAAAUUCGUUGACACAAAGGUUAGCAGGUCUUGGUUUCGGUGAACGUAAAGGUGAUAAUCAUAAAAGGAACUUUAGCCUCACAAUGAGAGGUAGUGGUGCGUCUAAUAGCACAAUAAUGCAAAACAGUGGCGGCGAUAAAGCUGCCACUAACUUAAAUACGAGUAGUAAUAUGAACAGUGUCAGUGGAAGUUUAGUAGGUGCGAAUAAAAAGGUUAGUUCUGUGAUGGAUGAUUCUAUGAGGUUGAUAGGAACUGCCCUGUGUCCUAGGUUCGAUCAGUGCCCAGUAUUAGAACCACUGGUGUGCAAGAAGCUGGCGCAUGAAAGAUUGACUGAGUUAGUGUUUAGGGAAGAUUGUUUCGUAACAGCGUGUCAAGAUGGAUACGUCUACACAUGGGCAAGACCUGGUCAAAUGGUAGGUCCUCUCACCAUCAGCAGCACUCUGCACAGGCCACACCAUCAUAGCAAUCCUUACACCAAUAUUACUUCCUUGCGAUCUAACGAUCUAUGAUGUAACCCAUCUUCAACUGUUGUUGCAACUUUAUGAAGUAGGGUCUUUUUAGUGACAAAUUCCAAUUUGUAUAUAAGUAGAACAAGAAGAUACAACCAUUAUCGUUAUCGAACGAAAUGAAUAAAAGAUAUGAUAAUGCUUUGGACAAUUUUUCUAUUGUUAUCGUUGAAUUGUGUUAAGUGGUAAAUGCUCUUUUCCACACCCAAGUUUAUUGAACAUGAAGAACAUGUGGGGUGUAGUUUUGUUAUUUUCCAACUUUGGUAUUAUAAGAAGUACUGUCCUUGCGGCAUUGUGUGUGUUAUAUAUGUAUAUAUACAUGUGCUGAUUUUGAUAGAUUUUUAUUUGAGGAUUACAUAUAUUUCUCAUAUUUACAAAUCGAAUCCUAGUUUACAUUUUAUCCAAAGCAGUGUAUAUUAUGAAUGGUGCCAUUGGAAAAUAUUGAAAACCUUUUAGCAUUAUCUUGUAGUCUGUAUUACAUAUCAAUUACAGAAAUGUACGGAUGGAUAGUACUAUGAAUGCAUAAACUUGUAAUAUUUGGUCAGGUGUCAUUAAGGAAUUGAAUUUUUAAUCUUAUAUACAAUUAUGAAAUUGCCAUAGAAACAAGUUCAUUUUACAGAAAUUUUUAAAGAAUUUUCACUUCGAUUAAAUAGAACAUGUGUACACAAGUAGCAAAUAGUACGUACAAUAAGAAAUAGAGAUACAUAUACAUUCAUAGUACAAGCCUCCAUUUAUAUCUGUGCCUAAAGAUCAUCUGGUCAAAAUAUAUUCACUAUGAAUAUUGAAGAAGUACAUUAGUAUAAUUAUAAAUAGAAUAUAUUUAUGUUUGGUUUGCAUCAUUGAGAGUAACAUUGUUUGCGCCCCAUAAGAUUUUGUAACAGGGCAGGCCCCUUAAACCCUUCUUUCUUUCCUGUAAAGUGUUAUUAGCUUAGCUUAGCGAAUGAUAGAAAGUCAAUGAAUUACUUAGUCAAACUAUUGUCCCAGAUUAUAAUAAUGUGACAUUUAAUCCUUUGUUGAAAACAAUGAAUUGCCUUGUUGUACAAUAAAGCAAAACAAUUGAAUGAAA